AUGGCCUUGGUCAAGCGGUGGUGUUCGGAGAUGCACACGUUCCACUUACCCCAUGGAGAAAUGGGUAUCACUUUGCAAGAUAUAGAGGUGAUGUUAGGGAUUCCGAUGGAUAGGUUGCCUGUCACUGGGAAGACAGACAUGAACUGGUGUCUGUUGCGCCGAGAGUUGUUGGGCCAUCAACCUCCGCCCUCGAUACCCAACAUGUCUAUCCUUGUUGGGGUGAGGAUAAGAUACAAGUGGUUUGAUGCACGGUUUGCCGCUCCCUCAGCUGCAGAUGCCGGUGAUGAAGUAGUGCAACGACAUGCCCACUACCACCUACUUGUUUGGAUAGGGGCCCUGUUGUUCAUGGACAAGUCGGCAAAUCGGGUCUCACUCAUGCCUCUACAGUUCCUCAACCCAAUCAGCAAUGUGAAACAGUAUAGCUAG
Quercus robur (English oak) is the source of this 426-nucleotide messenger RNA. Its product is annotated as serine/threonine-protein phosphatase 7 long form homolog. Gene Ontology annotation, biological process: meristem maintenance; meristem development. The transcript has a single exon. The record is from RefSeq and is a predicted model, not a curated record. NCBI's taxonomy places the organism in Eukaryota, Viridiplantae, Streptophyta, Magnoliopsida, Fagales, Fagaceae. Bases 1 to 426 code for a protein of 141 amino acids.